Molecule: messenger RNA, 3553 nt
Organism: Vigna umbellata (rice bean)
Lineage: Eukaryota; Viridiplantae; Streptophyta; Magnoliopsida; Fabales; Fabaceae
Source: RefSeq, a predicted model, not a curated record
GUUUGCCGCAAAGAUGUGGCUCUCAAAAAAUUUUAGGUUUUCAGUUCUUUCUUCCAUUGCCAAGUUUCCACCUUUUCUUCCAAUCCACAAUUCCCUCUUUUGCUCUCACUCUCAAACUUCGUUAAACGACGAAGCCGUCUCACAAUUCAAUCGCUUGCUUCAUGAGCGCCAUGUUCCUCCCAUCUUCGAAUUUGGAAAGAUUUUGGGAUUUCUUGUGAGGAUGAAGCGGUACCGUACUGCUAUUUCUCUCAUUAAGCAAAUGGAGCUCAAGGGAAUUCUCUGUGACCAUGCUAAUCUCAACCUCCUCAUCAAUUGUUUCUGUCACUUAGACAAAUUGGCUUUCGCUUUUUCUGUAUUUGCCAAGAUUCUCAAACGGGGUUAUCAUCCAGAUGCCAUAACCUUAAAUACACUCAUGAGAGGUCUCUGUGAUAAGGGUGAGGUCAAGGAAGCCUUCAACCUUCACGACAAAGUGAUAGCACUAGGAUUUCGAUUCAACCACAUUACUUAUGGUAUUCUGAUCAAUGGAUUGAGCAAAAUAGGAGAAACUGAAGCCGCGAUCAAAUUGCUCAGAAGUAUUCAAGGUCGAUCAGCGGUAAUGUACACCAUAAUUAUUGACUCCCUAUUAAAAAAGAAACAACCAAAAGAAGCUUAUGAUUUGUAUUCUGAGAUGGUUAUCAAGGGAAUUUCUCCUAAUGUUGUUACUUAUAGUACUCUAAUUUAUGGCUUUUGCUUAGUGGGACAGGUAGAAGUAGCAUUUGGUUUUCUAAAUGAAAUGCUAUCAAAUAGUAUCAGGCCAAAUGUUUAUACCUAUAAUAUAUUGAUUGAUGCAUUGUGUAAGGAAAAAAAGCUAGGAGAAGCCAAGAAUGUGUUAGGUGUGAUGGUGAAAGCUCAUGUGAAACCUGAUGUUGUUAGCUUUACUGCUCUAAUGGGUGGGUACUACAUAGUUAAUAAAGUGAAGAAUGCGAAACAAGUAUUCAGUGCAAUGACUCACAUGGGAGUGAGUCCUGAUGUUAGGACUUACAAUAUCAUGAUAAAUAGACUUAUAAGGAACGAAAGGGUGGAUGAGGCCAUAAAUCUCUUUCAGGAAAUGCACAACAGGAAUAUAGUUCCAUAUAUUGUGACUUACAGUACUCUUAUUGAUGGUUUGUGCAAAACUGGAAGAAUCUCUCAUGCUUGGAAUCUUUUUCGUGAGAUGCGUGAUAGAAAUCAACAAGCAGACGUAAUCACUUAUAGUUCCAAGAUUAAUGUUUUAUGUAAAAAUCAUCAUCUAGACAAGGCAAUUGAAUUAUUGAGGAAAAUGAGAGAAAAUGGAGUUCAACCCGAUAUAUACACUGCAACAAUACUUAUUAAUGGGAUGUGUAGAGGGGGGAGACUUAAGAAUGCACAAGAGAUUUUUCAAGAUAUAUUGAAUAAAGGUCACAAGCCUGACACAUGGUUUUAUAAUGUUAUGAUCAGUGGUCUUUGUAAGGAGGGUUUGCUUGAUGAGGCAUUGACCUUGUGGUCCAAAAUGGAAGACAGUGGUUGUUUAUCUAAUGUUAUAACUUUUGAAAUAAUCAUCCCGGCUCUCUUUAAGAACGACAAGACUGAAAAGGCAGAGAAAUUUUUGCACGAAAUGAUCUCUAGAGACUUGUUGAAAGUAACUGUAAACGAUAGGCGACCUUCCCAAUUUGCUGAAUCACCUGGAAUGGUCCGUAAUACCGAGCUGCAAGUUUUGGAUGUAACCUUACAGGAAGAAAACCUAAAUUUGAAUAAUUUCAAACUAUUGUUGUUUGCCGCAAAGAUGUGGCUCUCAAAAAAUUUUAGGUUUUCAGUUCUUUCUUCCAUUGCCAAGUUUCCACCUUUUCUUCCAAUCCACAAUUCCCUCUUUUGCUCUCACUCUCAAACUUCGUUAAACGACGAAGCCGUCUCACAAUUCAAUCGCUUGCUUCAUGAGCGCCAUGUUCCUCCCAUCUUCGAAUUUGGAAAGAUUUUGGGAUUUCUUGUGAGGAUGAAGCGGUACCGUACUGCUAUUUCUCUCAUUAAGCAAAUGGAGCUCAAGGGAAUUCUCUGUGACCAUGCUAAUCUCAACCUCCUCAUCAAUUGUUUCUGUCACUUAGACAAAUUGGCUUUCGCUUUUUCUGUAUUUGCCAAGAUUCUCAAACGGGGUUAUCAUCCAGAUGCCAUAACCUUAAAUACACUCAUGAGAGGUCUCUGUGAUAAGGGUGAGGUCAAGGAAGCCUUCAACCUUCACGACAAAGUGAUAGCACUAGGAUUUCGAUUCAACCACAUUACUUAUGGUAUUCUGAUCAAUGGAUUGAGCAAAAUAGGAGAAACUGAAGCCGCGAUCAAAUUGCUCAGAAGUAUUCAAGGUCGAUCAGCGGUAAUGUACACCAUAAUUAUUGACUCCCUAUUAAAAAAGAAACAACCAAAAGAAGCUUAUGAUUUGUAUUCUGAGAUGGUUAUCAAGGGAAUUUCUCCUAAUGUUGUUACUUAUAGUACUCUAAUUUAUGGCUUUUGCUUAGUGGGACAGGUAGAAGUAGCAUUUGGUUUUCUAAAUGAAAUGCUAUCAAAUAGUAUCAGGCCAAAUGUUUAUACCUAUAAUAUAUUGAUUGAUGCAUUGUGUAAGGAAAAAAAGCUAGGAGAAGCCAAGAAUGUGUUAGGUGUGAUGGUGAAAGCUCAUGUGAAACCUGAUGUUGUUAGCUUUACUGCUCUAAUGGGUGGGUACUACAUAGUUAAUAAAGUGAAGAAUGCGAAACAAGUAUUCAGUGCAAUGACUCACAUGGGAGUGAGUCCUGAUGUUAGGACUUACAAUAUCAUGAUAAAUAGACUUAUAAGGAACGAAAGGGUGGAUGAGGCCAUAAAUCUCUUUCAGGAAAUGCACAACAGGAAUAUAGUUCCAGAUAUUGUGACUUACAGUACUCUUAUUGAUGGUUUGUGCAAAACUGGAAGAAUCUCUCAUGCUUGGAAUCUUUUUCGUGAGAUGCGUGAUAGAAAUCAACAAGCAGACGUAAUCACUUAUAGUUCCAAGAUUAAUGUUUUAUGUAAAAAUCAUCAUCUAGACAAGGCAAUUGAAUUAUUGAGGAAAAUGAGAGAAAAUGGAGUUCAACCCGAUAUAUACACUGCAACAAUACUUAUUAAUGGGAUGUGUAGAGGGGGGAGACUUAAGAAUGCACAAGAGAUUUUUCAAGAUAUAUUGAAUAAAGGUCACAAGCCUGACACAUGGUUUUAUAAUGUUAUGAUCAGUGGUCUUUGUAAGGAGGGUUUGCUUGAUGAGGCAUUGACCUUGUGGUCCAAAAUGGAAGACAGUGGUUGUUUAUCUAAUGUUAUAACUUUUGAAAUAAUCAUCCCGGCUCUCUUUAAGAACGACAAGACUGAAAAGGCAGAGAAAUUUUUGCACGAAAUGAUCUCUAGAGACUUGUUGAAAUGAUGAAAGAUGACACCUUAUUUGAAUAACAAUGUGUUUGUCAUAGAAUGUGCAUGAAUGGUUUGUAAAUUUUGAAUUAGAUGAGUUGGUUUAGGUUGUAACCUCUGUCGCUGAUGUUUUCCUGGUCAAGGGUUGAUACAUUUUUAUUUU